GACGGUAUGCAUAGGAAUAAACAUAUGUAUAAAUGCCGAAUAUAAACUUCUCUUGUCUGUAAAUAGUACAGGAUAUUAUUCAUAAUCAUUUGGGUUAUUUGUAAAACUAUUUGAUUUGUUACUCUUUUUUCGAAUUCAAAAAAAAAACAAAAAAAGAAAAAUACUACCUCCUCUGAUAGACGACAAAUUUUCAAGGCAGUUUAAUUUCACAUCUAGGUGAAUUUUUCUACAAUGUGCUUUUUUACAUUAUUAUCGUGUUUGUUGUUGCAGUGUAUAUGUCGUAAUACAGCUGGACGACUAAUGAAACGUAAAAAGAAUCCAUCAGAUCGCAGUGUUGGACGGGCGAUAGUGGAUCAAAUGGCAUUGUUUCGACGUGCUCCUGGUCCAUCUUUUGUUCCACGAAGUUAAGAAUAUAUACUGAACAGGUAAUCACAAUAAAUAAAAAUGAAAUCUAAGGAGAACUUCUGAAUUAAAUAUAUCCUGGCUCCAUUUGCCUCAGUAUUCCAAU
This is a messenger RNA of Schistosoma mattheei, 508 nucleotides long. NCBI's taxonomy places the organism in Eukaryota, Metazoa, Platyhelminthes, Trematoda, Strigeidida, Schistosomatidae. The record is from the annotation of a GenBank genome assembly.